UCCGACCAAUCGCAUGCAGGUAUUGAAAUAGCAAAACGAACGCGCUCGUAUUUAAGCGGAUAGCUUUGUGAAAUUCAGACAAUUUAUCUACAGAGACGACAACACGUGAUUUAAACAACGCGUUACAAAUUACAAAUAUUGUAAUUUUAAAAUGACUACUUACACGGACAAAGGCAAAAAGCCCAUUGGUGGAAAAUUUUUAUGUUUUGACCAUGUAAAAUUUUGGGUUGGAAAUGCAAAACAGGCGGCUAGCUUUUAUUGCGCAAGGAUGGGAUUUGAACCAUUUGGUUAUCGUGGUUUAGAAACUGGCUCAAGACAUGUAGUAGCACAUGCUGUUAAACAAAAUCAGAUAAUAUUUGUUUUUGAAUCAGCUUACGAGCCUGAAAAUAAAGAAAUGGGGAAUCACCUUUCUCAGCACGGUGAUGGUGUUCGAGACAUUGCUUUCAAGGUCGAAGAUAUCGAUACUAUCGUUAGGGUAGCAAAACAAAAGGGUGCAAAAAUUAUAAAAGACAUAUGGGAAGAAAAAGAUGAGUUUGGUAUUAUUAGACUUGCCACGUUGCAAACUUAUGGAGAUACCCAUCAUACUUUGAUUGACAGAAGUAAAUACGAAGGAUUCUUUCUACCUGGAUUUGUAAAAGCCUCAGAAGACAUACUUAUUAAACAUUUGCCAGCAAUUCAUUUAAAAUUUAUAGAUCACAUUGUAGGAAAUCAAGCUGAUAAACAAAUGGAGCCUGUAGCUAAAUGGUAUGAAGAAUGCUUACAGUUUCAUAGAUUUUGGUCAGUAGAUGAUACUCAAUUACAUACCGAAUAUUCUUCAUUACGUUCUAUCGUUAUGACUAAUUGGGAAGAAACUAUUAAAAUGCCAAUUAAUGAACCAGCACCUGGUAAGAAACGUUCUCAAAUUCAAGAAUAUGUUGAAUACUAUGGCGAUGCUGGUGUUCAGCAUAUAGCUUUGAAUACUAAUAACAUAAUUACAAGCAUACAAAAUUUACGAAAAAGAGGUAUGGAAUUUCUUGAUGUUCCUGAUAAUUAUUAUGAUAUGCUGAAAGACCGUUUGAAAAAUAGUAAAGUCAAAAUUAUAGAAGAUUUGAAAAUAUUACAGGAAUUAAAAAUUUUAAUUGACUAUGAUGAAAAUGGUUAUCUAUUACAAAUCUUUACUAAGAAUAUGCAAGAUCGACCGACUCUCUUUAUAGAAGUUAUCCAAAGGUGUAAUCAUAAUGGGUUUGGUGCUGGAAAUUUCCAAGCUCUGUUUGAAGCAAUCGAACUUGAACAAGCUAAGCGUGGCAAUCUGUAAUAUAUAUUGUGGAAAAUGUUAUUGCAUCGAUAAAUAACAAUAAGAUUAUUAUAAUAUAAUAUUUUAAGUGUUAUUACAUAAUAUAUUUUACAAUAGAUCAUUUAUAUUAUUUUGUACAAGUGCAAGCAUAUAUGCAUGUAUUGUACAUGUAUUUCCAUAUAUUACAUAUUCAUAAAUUCCUGUUAACCAAUUACUAUGUCGUUAAUCAUAAUAUGCAAUUGUAAAUAAAAUUGAAAUAAAAAAGUAAUAUAUAAUCAA
Molecule: messenger RNA, 1552 nt
Organism: Vespa crabro (European hornet)
Lineage: Eukaryota; Metazoa; Arthropoda; Insecta; Hymenoptera; Vespidae
Gene: Hpd
Product: 4-hydroxyphenylpyruvate dioxygenase
Exons: 12
Coding region: 152-1294 (380 amino acids)
Biological process (GO): L-tyrosine catabolic process
Cellular component (GO): Golgi membrane; endoplasmic reticulum membrane
Molecular function (GO): metal ion binding; lactoylglutathione lyase activity; 4-hydroxyphenylpyruvate dioxygenase activity
Source: RefSeq, a predicted model, not a curated record